Molecule: messenger RNA, 2357 nt
Organism: Syngnathoides biaculeatus (alligator pipefish)
Lineage: Eukaryota; Metazoa; Chordata; Actinopteri; Syngnathiformes; Syngnathidae
Gene: sh2d5
Product: SH2 domain containing 5
Exons: 11
Coding region: 314-1534 (406 amino acids)
Cellular component (GO): postsynaptic density
Source: RefSeq, a predicted model, not a curated record
ACUCGAGUAAAAGAUAAAUCACUCACAGGUGGCGGAAGAGUGGGAGGGCAAUCAUGCUCAUGCAAAAUGAAAUACUUCUGUACAUGGAAUUAUGGCGUGCUUCGAUCGUCUCCGCCGACUUCAAACAAUAAAGUGUGCUACUUCCGCCUCGUGACGCCACGAACGGUUUCACGAGGAGGAACCUGAGAGCGGCGGACGUGCCCGGGAGUCGCCGACGUCGGUGGCCCAGUUCGGCUUCUUGAGCAGAGAACUGAACCUGGGCCGAGCCACCAGCGGAGCUCGGGCGGCCGGACUUCAGAGAUCUCCGCGCACCAUGGGCGAAGCGGCAGUAAAAGAGGAUGGCGCCGUGAUCCGAUCCGCCGAGUACGUCGGCUCGUUUCCAGUGGACGACAACUGCCUGGACGACCAGAUGGAGCAACUGCACCGGAGCUUAAAGAGCCUGAAAACGUGCAAGAAGCGGAGGCCCGUAUCUCUAAAGUUCUCCAUCAAAGGCGUGAAAAUGUACGACGAGGACGAAACGACCCUCCUGAUGGCCCACGCCCUGCGCAGAGUGUCGCUGUCCACCGCCCGGCCGGGCGACGCCCAGUUCGCCUUCGUCUCCCACAACCCGGGCAGCGCCGACGCUCAGCUGUACUGCCACGUUUUUCAAACCAGGCACGCCAGAGCCGCGCAGUUCCUGAACCUUCUGCUGUGCCGCUGUUUCCAGCUGUCGUACUUGGAGAAGCAUCCAGAUGAAGCUCAAGAAGUUUCUUCUGGUUCUGCGCCUCGGCGUAACCCGUCGCUUCUCAACCACGGCUUCCCGCUCAGCGUUAGCGCCCUGGUGUCCUUCCGAAGAGCCCCCUUUCGGGGGUUGAUGUUCGGGUCCAAGAAACGAGACAAGUCCUCUGAGGAGCAGCAGCUUGGCAGCCGAGACGAGGUCUUCCCCUCCUCCUCCCCCUCCCUGGUGCGCAAGAAAGCCAUCCGCAACAAAGUCCUGCGCUCCGGGGCGUACCGCUCCUUCACGUUCACGCCGCUUAAGCAGCGCCACGUCCAGGAGCACCUCAGCGCGUCACAAGUAGAAAAGGAUCAAAACAAAACUCAAGCAAGACGGUCCCGAGCGCCGAGCUUGGCCGAGACUGAGGAAGCGCUUGCGCAGGCUGUGUGGUGUUGGGCCGGUAUUGCAACCGACAGCAGCUACUCCCUCCUGGCUGAUGACGUUUUGGGGUCGUACCUCCUGUGCCCGCACCCCAAGAAACCCAAAAGCGGAUCCCUCAUCGUUCGACUCCCGUCCGGCCUCGUCACCCACCUCAUUGAAAACACCCGUAAAGGGAAUUUCCUGUUGGAGAAAUGCAAAGCCGAGUUCGGUUCCCUGGCGGAGCUGAUCGAACACUACACGGAGAACCCCGACGGGCUGCCGUGCCGGCUGAGCUGCGCCCGCGUCAACCACUGCUACGAGUGGGAGGAGUACGACGCCGCCGAGCCCUUGAGCCACGAGCUGCACAAGAGCAGAACGCAGAGGAUAGUCAAAGGAAAGGGGACGAAAUUUGGACACUAGGCACGUUACGUGCGGGCAAAACUUUACUAACACUCAUCGCACAUUUUUAUUGACCAUGUUGGCACUUCGAGUAUCUGGUAUACAGGUCAUUUUUUUCAAAGCUCUUUUUUUUUUUUUUGUACUUGUCAUUUUAAUGUUUAUAUAUAUAUAUACAUUUCUAUAUUUGUUUUUUUUAUCCAGUUCGAUAGUGUUUUAAGUCACGUAUGUACCUGUGCUUAACAUAAGUAUUUGCUCCAUUUUUAUGACACUAAGAGCGUAGCUUGUUAAAUCUGAUGGCAAAACUGCAUCAAGUUAUCGCAAAUAUAUUUGUUUGGAUUCAAUUGUUUUGUUGGUAUCAGUAACGCUUUGCUAGUGCUUUUUAGGACACCCACAUGGUAAUCACAAGAAAAAUAAUACAUUUAAAUGUUCUCUUUUGAUAAAUUUUGCCUGGUAAAUGAGAGAAACUGAUUUUCCUGAAAGUUCAGGAAAAGUGUAAUUGGAAAAAAAUUGUAUUGCCAAAGGAGGACGCUCAGAUUCUUUUAGACACUCGUAGUGGUUAGGGUGUCGGGUUGAAUUUCUCAACACACCCUCCAUACUCCAUAAUGGAGCGUGCCUGUGCGGGCAAUUGUCAGGAUGUUACAAAUGUUACUAUCCAGUUGGUGAGGCUUUUAUGAAAGCCACGGCACGUAUCAAGCUAGAAUUUACGUGAUCGUUUUUGCAGCUGCCGGAUUAUCGGAAGUAGCAGAGACUUUUCCAACGACCGGUUGUUAGAUGCAGGCAAAGUCACAAACAAUUACAUGUGGAAUAUUCAGAAGUGUGAGUGUAUUGCAUUCACUUAUUGGGG